Messenger RNA from Protopolystoma xenopodis, 267 nucleotides. The record is from the annotation of a GenBank genome assembly. NCBI's taxonomy places the organism in Eukaryota, Metazoa, Platyhelminthes, Monogenea, Polystomatidea, Polystomatidae.
AUGGGUCAUCUGUUGUGGCUCUGCCAAUUGGCAGAUAAUGUAUCUGUCUUCGGUUUGACCUUGUUCGCUUUGCAGUCUUUGUCUUGCAUCCUCACUGGCUCCAAGCCCUUCAGAGGGGCAACGGGUGAAUUGCUAACCUGUCGCAUCUGCCAUGCUGCCCGCCCCUCCGACGAACAGGCCCAUUCGUCGGUUGAUCUGCGUCUGUCUAGGCCUGCCAACAUAGGACUUAUCGAGCAGAUACCAAUCCAGUCGAAGAGGCACUGUUGA